This is a messenger RNA of Mesorhabditis spiculigera, 1143 nucleotides long. The record is from the annotation of a GenBank genome assembly. NCBI's taxonomy places the organism in Eukaryota, Metazoa, Nematoda, Chromadorea, Rhabditida, Rhabditidae.
AUGACCGCCUUCCUGCCGUUGGUGCUGAUGCCCAUCCUCGGGCUCGACAAGGGCAAGGACAUGUCCGAGAUGUACUGGAAGGACUGUGUCAUGCAGCUGUUCAUCAUCCUCUGCCUGAGCAUCACUAUCGAGGAGAUCAACCUGCACAAGCGGGUCGCCUACUGGCUGCUACGCUUGUCAGGCCCAAGCCCGGCGAGCGUGCUGUACGGCUUCAUGGCGACGAGCUACUACCUGGCCUACUACCUGCCCGACUACACCGUCGUCAACCUGAUGGUGCCGCUGGCGACCGCCGCCUGCAACGCGCUGGAGGCGUCCAAGGCCAACUCCCGAGACACUGUCAGUAAAGCCGAGAAGCCGACCGGAUCCGGUGCUGCCAAAUCCGGAAGAUCAGCUGCUUCGAAUAAGAGCGUCUCCGAGAAGCCGAACAGCAAGAGCGAGGCGGCCACGCAGUCUGGGUCGUCGCGUCGCAAGAAGGGCGGCGCCGAGGUGGAGACGGUGAUCAGCGUCGGCUCCGGCGUCCCGAUCGACCCGGACGACACGGAGAUUGGCCUCCGAAAAGCCCUUAUCCUCGCCUGCGCGCACGCGGCGCUGAUCGGCGGCACGGCGCUGCUCACCGCUGCCACCCCGAGCCUCAUAGUCUCCAACAUCAUCAACGACGCCACCGUUACACCACCACGAGAUCCGCGUAAACCCGACGAACCGACCUUUCCGAUCUUCGACCCCCUGGCGAGGAUGAGCUACAUGGUGUGGGCCGCGUUCGCCAUGCCGCAGUCGAUCCUGUUCCUCGUCGUCUCCUACCUGACCUUGGCGGCCCGCGGCCUCAACAUCCACCCGCUGUACAUGCUGCUGCCGUGCGCCAUUGCCCCGUCUCUGGCCUUUGCCACCCCGUGGGGCAACGCCCCUAUGGCCGUCGUCUAUGAGAGCGGCGUCUUGGAGGCGGGCGAGAUUGUCCUCACCGGUGCCAUCGUCUCCAUCGUCUGCGUCGCGCUGACGUUGCUCAACAUCAACACCUGGGGCUACUGGAUGCUGGCGCUGCACGAGGAUAUGCACUGGCAUCCGGAGGCGGUACCGAAAGCCACGACAACCGUCUUGAUCACCACCACGAUGACGGUGACGAACAUGACCUCGGCGGCCCCGCUCUCG